This is a messenger RNA of Pistacia vera, 562 nucleotides long. RefSeq lists its product as uncharacterized. NCBI's taxonomy places the organism in Eukaryota, Viridiplantae, Streptophyta, Magnoliopsida, Sapindales, Anacardiaceae. The transcript has 2 exons. Bases 14 to 562 code for a protein of 182 amino acids. Gene Ontology annotation, molecular function: protein binding. The record is from RefSeq and is a predicted model, not a curated record.
GGAAAUCACUUACAUGGAGCAAACAGUCAGCAAUGAAAUAAAGUCCAGCGGUGAAGCUGAACCCAGUAGCAGCAGUCAUGGCCCUCCGAGGAGAGAAGUUAAUCCAUCGAGGGCGGACAUUGAGGAUCAUGUUCGUUGCUGGAAACUAUUCAAGGCUAUACGGCAAAAUGAUUGGAAAGGUGUGGCAGAUUUCAUACGCCUAAAUCCCGCUGCCUUGACCGAACCGAUUAAAGUAUUUGAGAUGGAAACGGUUUUUCACGUAAUCAGUCGAGAGUUAAGUGCCCCCUCUUGGCUUAUCAAGAAGCUCGUAUCAGGUGUCCCUCCAGACACACUAGAACAGUUGACAGAUAAAGACAACGAAUCGGCCUUAUUCAUGGCUUCUAUAUACGGCAAUAGAAAGGCUGCAGAAGCCUUUGUGAAGUGGAAUUAUCAUUUGCCAAACAGGAGGAACCGCUCUGGUUUACUUCCAAUUCACACAGCAGCAAAAUAUGGCCACAAGGAGAUAAUUCAAUAUUUNCUUCCCCUUGGUUUUGUUCCUUCGUUUUUUGAAUCUUGGAUUUGA